AUGGCCUCCCCUGCUCCACCCUUUCCCUUCCCCCGCGAGUACCACUUCCCGCCCUUCUUUACGGCCCAAACCAACCUCACGACACGUCACGCCCAGCUCACCAAAUGGUCAGCCCUCGUCCUCGCUUACGCACGACAUCACCGCCUCUUUCGUCUCGUCCUAUCCGAGGCUGCCGAUUCGGAUCUCUUCUUCAAUGGUCGUAUCGAUCGCCGCCUAGCCGUGGCCGAUAUUCGUCAGGUCAUAGACUUCCUGCGCAAGGACGGCCGGGCCGAAUUCCUCCCGCCCCCCCCGGGCACCAAGGAUCCCGCCGCGCCCGACGUCGUCUUCGUCUACUGGCGCAAGCCCGACGAGUGGGCCGCCCUCGUCGAGGCCUACGUGGAAGAUACGGCCCAAAAGGGAAGCGUCCUGACGUUGUACGAGCUGACUGAGGGCGAGGGCACGAGGGGCACUGAGAUUCAUGGCAUGGAUAGCGACCUCCUCCUCAAGGCCCUCAACAUCCUCGUCAAGCGUGGCAAGGCCCAAAUCUUUGGCCAGGAGGACUCACUCGGCGUCAAAUUCUUCUAA
Molecule: messenger RNA, 564 nt
Organism: Drechmeria coniospora
Lineage: Eukaryota; Fungi; Ascomycota; Sordariomycetes; Hypocreales; Ophiocordycipitaceae
Product: vacuolar protein-sorting-associated protein
Exons: 2
Coding region: 1-564 (187 amino acids)
Biological process (GO): protein transport to vacuole involved in ubiquitin-dependent protein catabolic process via the multivesicular body sorting pathway
Cellular component (GO): ESCRT II complex
Molecular function (GO): protein homodimerization activity; structural molecule activity
Source: RefSeq, a predicted model, not a curated record